This is a messenger RNA of Aaosphaeria arxii CBS 175.79, 261 nucleotides long. Its product is annotated as LSM-domain-containing protein. The transcript has 6 exons. Gene Ontology annotation, biological process: mRNA splicing, via spliceosome. The record is from RefSeq and is a predicted model, not a curated record. NCBI's taxonomy places the organism in Eukaryota, Fungi, Ascomycota, Dothideomycetes, Pleosporales. Gene Ontology annotation, molecular function: RNA binding. Gene Ontology annotation, cellular component: Lsm1-7-Pat1 complex; U4/U6 x U5 tri-snRNP complex; U6 snRNP. The coding region runs from base 1 to 261 and encodes 86 amino acids.
AUGGCUCUUGAAAAUCUCCUCCCACUAGAGCUCAUUGACAAGUGUGUGGGGUCACAGAUCUGGGUGAUCAUGAACGGAGGAAAAGAGUUCACUGGUAAACUUCUUGGGUUUGACGAUUAUGUCAACAUGGUGCUCGUAGACGCCACGGAAAUUGACCCGGUUGAGGGAAACACAACGCUACCUAAGAUCCUACUCAAUGGCAACAACAUCUGCAUGAUGGUUCCUGGGGGUGACGGCCAAUAUCAAGUGGAAGACGAGUGA